This is a messenger RNA of Mytilus trossulus (common blue mussel), 6762 nucleotides long. RefSeq names its product sodium- and chloride-dependent GABA transporter 2-like. The record is from RefSeq and is a predicted model, not a curated record. Bases 331 to 2202 code for a protein of 623 amino acids. Gene Ontology annotation, cellular component: plasma membrane. Gene Ontology annotation, biological process: sodium ion transmembrane transport. Lineage: Eukaryota; Metazoa; Mollusca; Bivalvia; Mytilida; Mytilidae. The transcript has 18 exons.
GCCGACUUGACAACAACCGGAAGUAGCUUUAACCAAUUAAAAUUAUAAUUUUGGAUUGUAGGGAAAGUUUGUAAUUUGCCAAAUAGUUUUACAGCAUGCCAUUGUAAUUUGUGUCACAUUCAGCAGCAGCAGCAGACACAGGGACAGAAAGUUACAUUGACACGAGGAAGAAAUUUGUCAAGUGUUGGCAUACACUAAGAUCAUGGAUUUGGAACCAGUCUGGAAUACGUAACAUAGUGUUAUUGUGAUAUAAAAUGUGAUAUAGAUAUUUAUACCAGAUUCCCCAUUCUUGAGAUUAUUUAUAGUGAUUACGUAAUAAAAGGACUAACAAUGGGUGAAUUCAUAGCUCCGUGGAAUCUCCUUCAACUGGCAUUGAUCUCUGUGUAUCCUAUGUAUAUGUCUUUCUUUAGAAUAGCCAAUGGUAUGUCACUGUUGGCUCUCUAUGUAGACCUCCUGAUAGUUUGUGUACCAGUUCUUUUUAUACAAAUGAAGUUAGGAGGAUAUCAUCAGAAAGGAAUUGUGGGAUUAUUUUCUCAACAUGUCCCCAUUGCAAAAGGUAUUGGUGUGGCAUUACUAAUUGACCUGUUCCUAACCUGUGUAUACCUUGCUCCUCUGAUCUGCCAUGUAGGUUUAUACGCUAUGUUAUCAAUGGUGGAGAAACCCUAUGUAUGGGGUACCUGUGACAAUAAAUGGAAUACAAAUCAAUGUUUUGAUCAUGAGACGACAACUGAAUCCGUUCCAGCUUUUAUAGGUCCUCAAGGUAGACAAAGUGAUGGCCGUCUACCUGAACAGGAAUUCUUUGAUUACAGUUAUCUUCAAGAAAGUCCCUACAUCUCUAACAUAACAGAAUUUCCAGUGUGGCAUUUUUCAGAGGCAUUCCAAAAAGUAAACUUCUCCCUGGCUCCUAUAGCAUUGCUUGUCACAUGGUUGUUAGUGUUUCUAUUUAUAGCUUUUGGACCUAGAGUGUGUGGAUGGAUUCUGUUCCUCCUUGGACCAGCAAGUUUAGGCUUGUUAUUUGCUGUGAUGGGUUAUGGAUAUAAAAACUUGGAUCCAAAUUAUACGGGAAAUUUCCUGAAGAGGUUAUAUAAACUUGACUUCACAGGAUUUGUUGAUCCGAAGGCAAAUCCUUCUGUUAUAGAUGACUGGAUCAAUGGUUUUAAUUUGUUGAUGUUUGGGUUACCAGUCUGGACAGCAAUACCAGUAUCAAUAGGAAAAUGGGUUGGAAAAGGUCGUAUCAGUCGAAAUGUAAAUUGGCUGGUUGUUAUUUUUGUGUAUGCCUGUAUAGUACAAGUCCCACAGUUGGCAAUGGCACCAUAUCUAGGAAACCUCAUGGAGACGAAAAAUGUAGCUAUUUUUACAGAGACAAUGUUUACAGGGCUGGCGAGUUUUAAGGUUGUAUUCCACAGUAUGCCUGCAGCAUUUGCUGUUUUGAAGGUUCCACCAGUGUAUGCUAUGCUGUUCUAUUUAUCCAUGUUUAUUUCCGGUGUGAUGUUUUUGUGUAUUGCUGUGAUGACCAUAGUGGACAAUAUAGUGGACAGUCUAACGUCGAGAUAUGCCAGAUUUACCGAUCGUAGAUGUUGUACCACGUUUGUUACGAGUUUUUUGUUAAUUUUGCUUCUGAUGGGAUUAGGUGUUUUACAUAUGUCAAAGGUUGGAAUUUAUCUGAUAGUUCUGAUGGACCAGUCAGUUGUUAGAUUGAGAUUUAUUAUUGUAAUACUCCUCGCAAUUUCCUUAAUUCUUGUAUAUGUGAAGCAGACCUUUUCCAUUGGAGAGAGAGUAAUCAUCAGUAUCUGGUGUGGACUGGCGUCAAUUUCUGCAGCUGGCCUGUGGAUUUAUAAUUUCACACUAACCAUCAACAAUAAAGUCAGCUACAACAAUUAUUAUCUAACAGACGUGUGGGUACUAAUCAGUUGGAUAAUCUCAGCUAUUCCUUAUAUAGCCAUCCCUGCAGCUGUGUUACAUAGCUGUAUGUCGUAUGAUGGCUCUUGUGAUGAGAAAGUACAUUACCUGAUGUGUGGUUCCGACGAAGAUGAACGACAGCAGGACUAUGAUGGGUACUACCCUGCCCCGGAGCCAACAGCCCCACCCUACACAUACAUGGAUAACAAUGAAUACCUCUACCCCAUGAACAAUCUGUCUAAAAACAACUAUGAUGCAGAAAUGGAACCUCUCAAUACAAACCUUAGACAUACUAAUAUGUAAAUCUAUAUGUACUGAAGAAUUUGAAUUGAUUUGAACAAAGUUUUGGUAAAGAUUUAAGAUAUAAAAACAAUGCAAAAAUACUAUUUUUAGGAAAACAAAUUGAUAUCUAGCAAAUCAAUUUUAGUGUCAAGAGAUUUUAUUUAAAUGUUGUAAAGAAAAUCGAAAAGGAUUUGUUUAAAAUGAAUUAAAUUAUUCUCAAAUUCAUUAAAUAUAGAAUUUUCAUUAUUUAGAUAAAUAAUGCAAAGUUUGUUAGGGUAUACCGUUUUAUGUACGAUAUAUAUGUUAAACAUUGUCUAGAUAUGAGCUGCGUCAGAUAGAAAUCGACCUUAUGCAAAUCAACAUUAAUACAUCUAUUAACCUAUUUCGGUUUUGAAAAAACACUCAACAGAAAGCCUUGCAUAGAUGCCAACCAUUACGUGUUUUCCCUAGUUUUUCAGAUUUUGCGAUAAAAACUACGCUAUUACGGUCAAAGUAGAAAAGUUACGGAUUUCCAUUCAUCACCGUUCAAUUUUGUAAAACGCGGAUUUUUAUCAUUACUUUUCCGUCCUGGUCCGGUAUUUAGAAAACGCCAAUGUAAUGCUUCUGGUUUCUUGGGAGUUAUCAACCUAUUGUUUGGAACUAACUGACUUCCGAAGAGGCAAACUUGCAUUUUAUGCAGUAGCUUUCCCCCUUUCUCUACUUCUUGACAAAACGAAAAUGUACGAGUCGAGAACAUCUCAUUCUGAACAAUUAAUGAAUUGAAUGCAUACUACAGACAACAUGUUGAACGACAAAUUUUAGUGCACAUCAUUUUGCAACCACACGUCAGUAAUUUUUAUUGGUAAAUGCAAGUUUAUGAAUGAUUACUGAAAACUUUUCAAAAAUACGGAAAUUUUGAUAGUUUGUUACUGAUUGUGUCAAAAGGGGUUGGCAUCUAUGAGCCUUGGACUGUUUGCAAGCUAAAUUGGUAUUCGAAUGCCUCAAAACGGACCAAACUUCAUCUUUUAUUUGAUUGUAUUUCGUAAAUGAAUGUUUCUAAGUCAAUCAGAGUCGGAUACAUGUACAUAUUUAUGUACACUUGCAUUUGGUCGAUUUCUAUCCGACGCAGCUCAUAUGUUAUUGAACAUCUUUGCAUAAUACGAAACACUGAAAUUGUCUGACUUCUCAAGAUUUAUUAUAUUUAUGUUCUAAUAUAAGUAUAUAUUCAUCACCAUGCUAAACUAUCAAAAACAUUUAUGGCAGCAUUCUAUGAUACUCCAUUCCUGCACUUUUAACCGCUUAAAAUAAUUUGCAUAACAUAUAAAUGGCUGCAUAUAUUGUUUAUUAAUUAUGCUUAAAAAAUCCUAACAAUGAUUUCAAAAAAUGAAGUUUUUAUCAGUUAAAGAUAUUCAUUUAUCAUAUUUUUCAUGAAUACCAACUUUUUCUGUAUUAAGAAAAAAAUAUUUCAUUGAUAUUUGAUUUCCUGCUUUUUUUUAAGCCUCAAUCAUGUCCAUAGUGACUUCAAAAUAAUAGGACUUCAUUUGUCUAUACCAACAAAAUCAACUAUCCCACAAAUAAUAAAGUAUCAACAGAAGAUCAUACUAUUAUUGGGUCAAAAGUGAAUUAUGGUUUAUCACUGAAAUUGUGAAACAAACUUCACUCAUCAUGUCUGCUAAGGUUAGCUUGUGUGAUUGCUGCCAUGUUGCAUGUAUGAACAUUUUCCAAAGGUAAGGGUAGCUUGUUUAAACAAUUGUAUAAUGCUAAUUGUUUCAUAAUUCCUGGUAACUAAAACAAACCAUGGAUUAUAUUUUGAUCCGGUGUAGAUUUCCUCCAAAAAUGUAUUUCUUCAAAAAAAAUUCCUUGGUGGUUUUCCGGAAGUCAUCAUGCAAGCGCAUACAAAACUUUUCUUUAUAAAACAUUGAAAAUCAUAGUUUAUACCUUUAUCCACAAACAAUUGUACCCAACAAAUAAUGUUAAACCCACAUUUGAAAAAGUUGCAUACUCGCUGUUGCUACAAAUAACUGUUCUAAAGUUAUGCCCCUUGAGUUAUCUCAAAAGUGGACAAAACAAUGUUUGCAAAUAAUGUCUUUUUCUAAAAAGGACCUUUAAACUUCCCGCAUUACUUCAGUGAAAUACUGGUCCAGGAUUAGUUUUUUGCUGUAGCUAUAUGUAUACUGAACUUGAGACAAUUUCAGUGUCUGAUAUAAUCUUUGCAGUAUACAAAGUGGGGGAGGACCCUUUCUGGAUGUCGGGAUUGGGUAUUUUUAAGCUCAAGAUUUCAGGAUUGAUCCUUUCAAUAUCCAGAAAUUCUUUUUUCAAAUUUCGGGAUGUCAGGAUUUAAAUUUUGAUAAAUUCUGUACCUCAAGAUUUCAUGUUUUUUAGCCUGGGAUUUUGGGAUUAGGACCCCUCCCCCUCUACAAAGAUUAUACAUCAAAACGUUGAUACUCGACUAAGUUUUGUGAUUUCCAGCUCCUUCUGAAGCAGACUUCUGCCCUCCCUUGAAAUAUUUUUUAAAUGGUCAUUUCAUGGUUUUGCCUCUGGCGUACUUAAUUAUAAUCCUGCUACAUGUACCUUUGAUAACUAUUUGCCUCAUCUUUGGAGAUGGUACCGUAUAGCGGGUUAUUUUCACGGGUGUAAAAUUUCGCGAUUUUCAUUGAAUAAGGUAUACGAAAAAAUUUGGCGGUUAUUUUUUUGGCGGAUUCAACAUUUUUAACAUUACCUUUGCAUGAACACUUUUAAAUUGGCGGAAUUUAUUUUGGCGAUUUUGUUCUAUCCGCGAAAAUAAGCGAAAAUUUACACCCCGCGAAAAUAACCCGCUAUACGGUAAAAAUAAUUUUACCAUGAGCUUGAAAUGUUAAAGGUUGUACUUUUUUUUUAUCAUUCUCUCAUUGUGUUGUUAGAGAAAGAUCUGUUGUAUAUAGAUAAAGGAGAAGAAUGUUUGUACCACAAACAGCACAAAGAACAUUAACAUUAUUCUAGUCAGCUUUUGUUAGCUAUGAUUUAAUGAUUACCCCGGUAAUGUUAAAAUAUAUUAUAAAUAUUUACAAUUUUAGCUUACAGAUAAAUAACAUUUUUGAAAUUCACUAGACAUUUUUUGUUGAAAUGAGAUUAGUUUAAAAACCAUGUUUACCUUGGGGUUGUUUCAGAAAAUACAAUUCCUUCUAGGAAAGGCACCUUUUUUUUUCACCCAUGGAAAUAAAAAUAAAUAAGAACAACACUCCCUUUGUAUUUUGGUACAUGUAUUUCGAAUUAAACCACCCACAUAAAAUUUAGAAACAUUGCCUCUCCUCGAGGGGGGAUAUAGUAUUUUCUGGAAUGGCGCUUACAACUUAUAGUUCAAGAAAUCUUUUCAAAAAUAAUCUUAUCAUAUAAAGUGAUUCUGAGUUGUACUGAAAUGUUCAUGUAUUUUUUUCUCAAAAGAUUUGUUAUGGAAUUUGCAGCUGAUACAUGUAUUUAUAUUUAAAAAAUAGUUCUACUGUAAGAUUGCAAAACGAAUUUGACACAGAAAUUAAAUUUAAGAUGCCCACCUAUAUCUUAACAGUUUUAUAAAACAUGUCGGUUUUACAUAUUUAAUUGUGUAUUUGUAGUUUAAAGAAUAUAUAUGUAUUGUCAUUUCAUCAUUUUAUUAUUAUAAAUUAUCAUUGUUUUUAUCUGUAACAUAUGUACAAUAUCAUAUAAUCAUUAAAGAUGCAAAAAGUAUAUACAGUAAAACCUGACUAAACCGAACCCUUUCGGGACAUGAGAUGUUGUUCGGUUUUGGCAGGUAUUUGGUUUCAUCAGGUUCACAAUGCAUAAAAUUUGAAAUGAUUGGUCUUCAGAACAAGUUUGGAUUAGACAGGUUUCCAGUUUAUUCAGGGUUCGGUUUAAUCAGGUUUCACUGUACUCAUGAAUUCAUUUAACUUAUCUGAACUGUACUUGUAUAGUUCAUUAAAAAUGUGCUUUAGACCUGCAGCUGUGCAAAAAAUUGAAAAUGUUUACAUAAUUUUAAACCAGUCUGACAGAAAUCUAUACUUUAAUAAUACAAAAUAGUAAAUGUUUGUGAGGUUUUUUUUUUGGUUAAUUUAAGAUAAAGUUUCUAAAAUAUUCAUUUUUCUGAUUUUGUUCUGGAAGGAAGUUGGCUGCUUUUUUUCUAAAUAAAAAGCUUUUUCAAAGAGUUAUAAAAUGGAAGUAUAUAAAUAAUGGAACUAAACAAAAAAAGGUAUGUGUCCUAAUUUUUAGAUAUAAGCCAUGAUUUUUUUUUAAAUGAAUGAGUGAAGUGAAGUCCCUUAAGUAUACUUUAAUAAUUAGUUUUAAGCUACACAAAUCUCCCCUUACAACAGAUUAAUUUAAUUACUAGGCACAUUUUAUUAAUUUGACAUUUUAUAAAGAAACAAAAAAUGUUUGCAUCGAUAGAUUGUUUUCAUUAUAAGGCACAUUUCCUGCAGACAGCUGCAGUUUUUCAUAAAAAAAGGUUUUUAUUCAUCAUACUGUUAUGUACAUAUUUUAUCAUGAUGCAAAUGGGAUUUCAUUUACCUAACCGAUUGAUAUUUUAAUAUUUUAUGAUAGUUGUCUAUUGUCUAAUUUUUAACAUCAUUGGUAAAAUAAAAUCUAUUAUUAUCAAAA